AUGGGCCGUCGAAGCGACGACGCGCGGCGGACGCGGGUUAGAAGGCGUCGAGCGCCGGCGUCGUCCUUCGUGCGCGCGCACCGUCUCGUCGCCGUUCUCGCGCUCGUCGCCGCGCUCGGAUUCGUCGCGGUGCCGUCGUCGUGCGAAACCUCUGACGCGCGCGAUGGCGAAGGGAUCUCAUCUCUGUCCGCGUGGCUCGCGAAGUUCAAGUUUGAUCUCCCCAAGCAAACGUUUCGCGUGCCCUACGCCGGGAUCGACGUGGAAUUGGACGCAAUGACGUGCGUCAAUUUGACCGUGGGCGCUCUAGCAAGCGAGACGACAGCAACCGCAACCGUCGACGUGGGCGGUGGCGACGGUGAAGGAGAACUGCGCGCAACAUUGUCGGAUGUGAAAUUCAAUUGUGCGCUGCAGUGGAAGGUGACAGAUAGACUGGGAAAUCACGCGGUCGGCGACGCGGCCGCGACGGUGUCGCAGUCGAGCGCGCGAUUCUCGUUUGCGCUGGACGUGGACAAAGAACGAGCGCCGCCGCUACCGCGCGAGGUUAAGUUGAGCGAUUGUCAAGCGCAGUUACUGGUGACCGAUCUUUUGUUUACAGGAGGUCGGUUCGCGACGGUAUUGAAAACAGCUUCGCUUGCGAUUAGAACGGAAUUAGGAAGGACGCUCAGCGCUCUCACGUGCGCGUCGGCGACUAACGGUUUAGAGAAAUUUAGCGGAACGGCGAAAGGGCAGCGCUGGGAGGAUGGUCAACUCGCGCGAGACGAACGAGCUAUUGCGUCUCUGCUCAAGCCUGCGGCAUCAACGCCAUUUCCGACUUAUAACGCGACGGAUGGUAUUGUGAACUUGAGUGCGAGCCCACUCGUGCGAUGGGUUGAGUACAUGACCGAGUCGUAUAUCGGCGCGCAAGGUGUGAGAUCUGUGAGCGCAUUUGCGCGUUGGAUCGAAGCGCAGAAUGAGGAAAACAACGAGUACAACGCACGCGUCGUUCAAGUACCUCAGGUUUGGUUAUUUGAUUCGGAGACGCACUUGCCCAAGGUGAGCGUAUCACUCACAAAGGAUAUUUUGCGAGAAGUCGCGACGACGAUUGAAGGCGCGGCGUUCAUCGUAUAUGACAUCAAAGUUUUAGGUUUAGAAACAGCAAAGACGCUUCGAGGUCCGUCUGUGGUGACAUCGCCGACGGUUCCGAACGCGAGCAGUAUCGACACGCGGCUUAGUUUUACGAUUGGCUGGAAUCGCAUAUUGUUCAACGUUUCCGGCGUGUUGGAUAUUUUACCGACGAAUAUUCAACUCGAUCCAUGGAUCGAGCCUUUGAUCGUGAGCUUUGAACUUCGAGAUCCAGAGUUUGUCGUCGAAGUCGGACUUGCAGUGGAUGGAAAUGAGUUGAAGGAGUUGAAAGGGACGAGGCAGGCGAAUUUGGCGUGCGUUUCGCAAACCAUUCGGGACGCGCGCGUGCUCUCGCUCGACUGGACAGGGCGUGCGGGCUCCAUCAUCGUUAAUCCUUGGCGCCGCGAUCGCCCCGUGGAUGAAAGCGAUGACUCGCUUGAAGCAAGUCUGGAUGCGUUGAUUACGCAAACGUCACUGCUUAUCACGGAACAGCUCGAUGAGGCGGUUCGUCUCGCCGUGUCCCACCAGUUGGGCUCAACCGCACGAAACGCGCUCGACGAGGAAUUACGUCGUAGGAUCGACCGCGUUCGAUCGGCGACUUGUCCACGCAUGACGCGAGUGUCCCUACGUGUAGCUCGCUUCAAGCGAGCGUUUUCGAUUGCGCUACUCUACACUUCGGCGAUCUGUGCUGGAAUGUUCGUGACUGUAUUAUUCGGUCAUUUCGCUCUCGUCGUCGCGCUUGGACGAUUCGGUCGUUGGUGUUUUCGAGCCGUAAUGAAGCAAUUGGCGGCAAUGUCGGCGCAUGCUGAUGACGAGUGGGAAGUAGAGGGUGACGAAAGCGAUGAUGAGGAUGGCGGCAUCGCUUACUCGACGCCUCAACAAACUUCGGCGCGACGAAACUAUUCUAGAGCGUCGUUCCACUCGGGACGUCGCGUUGAAGCCGCGGCGGAUGACACUAGCAUGAUCACCGAAAGUCUUCUCGGUGAAGCGGAAAUAGACGAGGAAGGUAACAUAGACGUAGAUGAGAAAUCUCUCAUGCACCGACAGGCGGCUUUAUGCGAUUCCAUAGUAGUGCCGAAGAGUGCAAAGUUUGGUAUGCCGAUUCUGUAUGCGAUGACGUGCCUGUUGUUCUUGGCGUCGAACACGAGUGUGGGCGCUACGGUGACUGUUCGAGCCAUUAAACAUGAUUUGGGCUCCUUAGAUUCUGGUGCAGACAUCUACCUACCGGAGGUUUUCACAUUCUCUCUCGGAGACACCGUGUUGAACAUGUGGCGCGCGGGAGUGUACACGCUUGCGCUGCUCAUUCUCUUGUUCUCCGGUGUGUGGCCGUACGCCAAACUCGUUGCAAUGUGGAUUUCUUGGUCGACACCAGGGCUUGAUCUGCGUGCACGAGGACAAUUCUUAAAGAACCUGGACGCGUUUGGUAAAUGGUCGCUGCUCGACUCGUUCGUGCUGAUGCUCUUUAUGGUUUUGUUCCACUUUGAAGUGAGAACGCCCGAGGACGUCAGCGGCUACGGCGCGUUGACGGUUUCGGUGCAUCCACAGAGAGGUUUCUUCGUCUUUCUCCUCGCCACAGUUCUUUCCAUGAUUCUUGGACAUAUCACAACGGGUUAUCAUCAUCUCCACGAGCACCGCUACAUAUUUGGCGAAGCCGGGGCGCCGGACGAAGACGAAGAUAAUGAAGAGAGUGCGGAAAUCAUGUGGAUGCGCAUGCGCUACAGCGAGACAAAAAAAUGGAUCCUCGGCGUGGCGACCACGGUGCUUUUGAUAGGAACGAUGGUGGCAUUGGUGAUUGGAUUCAAAGCAAUCGCCAUCAGGUUCACAAUGCUUGGCGUUGCCGGUGCCGCGCUCGGUCCAGAUUCGUCGACACACACCAUGUCGUUACGAUCGGUCGCCGCGGAGGUGCGAAACGCAUCGCCCGACUUGCACGCAUCGCUUUCGAGACUGAUCGAGUGGACGAUGUUGAUCUUCGCAUUUACCAUGCCAUUGGUGCGUAUAACAACAAUGGUCAUUUUAUGGACUUUACCACUUACGUCGAAACAACGUCACGCAUUCCUGGUUUGCAAAGAAGUUGUCGACGCGUGGAGCGCCUUGGACGUGAUGCUCUUUUCAUUCGUGGCGGCGAUUUCACAAAUAAGACAGUUUCUCGCCUUCAUGCUCGGCGGGAACUGCGAUGCCUUGAAUCGCACGUUGCAACAGUUCGUCUCUGGUCCACUGUCACACGCCCAUGACCUUUGCUUCGACGUGGACUCGUCGUUGGGCGACGGAUGUUGGCUCCUCGCCGUGUGCGUGGUCGGCUCCUCGGCGUGCUCUAGAAUUCUCGACUAUGCCGCGGCGAUCGUGCGCGAAGAAGACGAAAAUGCUUAUCGUGUCGCGUCAUCAUUAGGCGCAGAUGACGUCGAUAACAAUGAUAGUUCACACUUCGAAACGCCUUUGUAAUUUAGAAACGCGCAAAAGCUUAAGGUAAA
This is a messenger RNA of Ostreococcus lucimarinus CCE9901, 3569 nucleotides long. RefSeq lists its product with no specific name. The transcript has a single exon. Lineage: Eukaryota; Viridiplantae; Chlorophyta; Mamiellophyceae; Mamiellales; Bathycoccaceae. The record is from RefSeq and is a predicted model, not a curated record. Bases 1 to 3540 code for a protein of 1179 amino acids.